AUGCUGCACCUCACCACCCGAACCGCUCGUUCCUCCCUCGCCUCCCUCACCCUCUACCCCUCCUCCACCGUCCGCCCUCUCUCCUACUUGACCUCCCAAACCCAUGCCCGAGGCUGCGGAUGUGCGCGCUGCGCCCCUCGAACGAUUUCCCAACCCACCCUCAUCCGACCCCGAUCAACGCCUACACCUCUCACCCAACCGACACCUUCCACUUCUCGAGCUCUAUCUUCGAUCGCUUCUGCGGCUCUGCACCCCAAGGGUUGUGGAUGCGCGAGAUGUGCACCUCGUUCGUCCAGUAGUUCGACCUUGGUUUCACCCAUCGUCAGGCCCGGAGCGACGACGGCCACCUCCGCGGGUUUGGGGUCGGAUAUGCAGAAGAGGGGUAUGAAGGUUCGAAGUUCGGUCAAGCGAUUCUGGUCAGUUUUGAUUUCGAUCACGACGUCGCCAGCUCUUCGGAGGGGUACGCCUCCGGAACGGACCCUUCAUUGA
Molecule: messenger RNA, 489 nt
Organism: Microbotryum saponariae
Lineage: Eukaryota; Fungi; Basidiomycota; Microbotryomycetes; Microbotryales; Microbotryaceae
Source: the annotation of a GenBank genome assembly